Messenger RNA from Marmota monax (woodchuck), 3237 nucleotides. It is a transcript of the gene CUNH21orf58, whose product is annotated as chromosome unknown C21orf58 homolog. Lineage: Eukaryota; Metazoa; Chordata; Mammalia; Rodentia; Sciuridae. The transcript is spliced from 8 exons. The coding region runs from base 279 to 1136 and encodes 285 amino acids. The record is from RefSeq and is a predicted model, not a curated record.
AAACCCGGGAAGGAAACCUGGCAACAAGGGCCUCUCUGUCCUGCAAGCCUGGCAACUGCCACACCACCCCAGGGCUGGCUCCGGACACAGCAGUCCAGGGGCGUGGGGUCGUUCUGCAUGUUCUCCUCUCAUCCUGAAGCCAGCCUCCAGGAGGUGGACAAGCCCACUUCAGGGAAGCCCUGCCACCAUGCCAGGUGGCCCUGCUGCAGAUAUCUGAGGACCAGCUACAGAGUGUGGGCCGCGGCCUCCUGCCCUCCACAGUCACCUCACUCGUCCCCAUGAUGCUGGACUCAUCAGUGGCAGACCAGAUCACCCGCCUGACACUGAGUCUCUUGGAGCAGAAGCUGGAGCAAGAGCGAGAGAACAUGGAAGGGGACUCAGAAGGCUCUUUCUUGGUGCCAGGAAAGGAGGCCAGGCCAGAUGAGGCCCUGCCCCGUGCUCUGAGGAGGAGGAAGGACCUUCUACAGAGACUCUGGGAACAGCAGCUUCUAGAUGAGCACCCCCAGCCCCGCUGCUGGAGGGGGCCACCCGGAGGAGCCCACAGGUCAGCCCUGUACCCAGAAGUGCCUCCCGUGGGCAUCUACCAGGCCGCGUCUCCACCCCUGCAGGCCCCUGAGCCUCUGAGGAUCAUCCAGCACCCGGUUCCCCAGCCUCCUGCCACCAUCAUUCAGCAGCUCCCUCAGCAGCCACUCAUCACACAGAUCCCUGCUCCUCAGGCCUUUCCCACUCAAAGGUCAGGAAGCAUUAAAGAAGACAUGGUGGAGAUGAUGUUGAUGCAGAAUGCGCAGAUGCACCAGAUCAUCAUGCAAAACAUGCUACUCAAAGCCCUCCCACCUGCAGUAGGGCCUGGGGGACCACACACCCCGCAGCAGGACCUGCAGUGGGCACGCCAGGUCAUCCUGAGAGCCCAGAGGCAGAGGCCAGCCCCAGUGCACCAUCACCACCACUAUGCGGCCCCAGUCCCGCUGCAGGCUAGCCCCAUGCCUGGCACCCCUGUUGGUUAUUCCACGUGUCCUCCAGUGGUCACGGCCACAGCCCUCCCAGCGGCCAACAGCUUCCUGCCUACCAUGCGCCAUGUGGCUGGCCCCACGGUGGCAAUGGACGGUGAGCUACCCUCACAGGCUCCAGGAAUGUGAGCCCCUUGCUCCAGCUUGGUAAGCAGCAAGGUCUUCACCCUCCAGGGCCACUGGAAAAACCAGGUGAAUGCCUCACCCAGGUGAAACACAAAUUUCGUCCGGAAAGAAUUCAAGAAAAACACAGUUCAGGGUUCUCAAUAGAUAAAGAUUAAUAGCUUUAGCUACAUAAAAAUUUAAACAUUUCUAUGGGGGAGACAUAAGAAAGUCAAAUUGGAGUGGGGGACGCAGCUCAGUGGUAGAGGGCCUGCCCAGCAUGCUUGAGGACUGCGCUUGAGCCCCAGCACCACCUCUCACACUAACAUGGUGUGGGAAGGCCUGUUUGUCAUUCAUGUGAAGCAGUCUCCUCCCGUUCCCUUCAAGUUAAGCCCUAUACACGUGCAUAGGCUGCAGGCACCACGGAUCUGCUCAACGGCUUGCCCAUCUCUGCAAAUCAAAAGCAAGUGCCUGAAGCUCCUUCUGCAGAGCAGGUGGGGGCGAGGUAGGGGGAUAGCUCCUCUAGUCUGUUCCUCUGGGUCCUGUCACUGGUUCUUAUGUGUGCAUGAUACCCGCUCGCUUUACAGAAAGCUGUUUAUUACUCUUUUUGGUGGAAUUUUGUUCCAUUCAUGUUUCGAUGUUGUUUUUUAAAGUCUUGAUUUUAAGUAUUCUGCAUCAGUGUUCAUUCACUUUCUUUUAGGGUAAUUUCCUACUCACUAAGCUCUUCACCAGCAGAGUGCCGACAUCUGCACCCUCAGGGCCCCUGGUUGGAGCAAGAUGAGCAGGGCUGACAGCCACACCCGGGCUUCUCUCCUGGCUGCCCUGGCUCUCACUGCUUCUCAGGACUGUCAUCUAUUCUACCAGGCACAGCUUCCUGGCAGAUGAAAGAUCUGACGCCCACGGGAACACACAUGUUGACACAUUCCCCCCAGCCAGCUUCUGUGGGUGCAGCCCUUUCUCUCAGAGGCACCUCGGCGCUCUUUUGAAUGUGACCCCAAAGACUACUCUUGUUAAAAGCACGGACAGAAAGGCCCGACCUGAUCUGUUUUCAGGCCAACUUUUCCUUUCCUUUCUCCCCCACCCAGGGCUGACCCCAGGCAAGGCAAAUGCUCCAAAACUGAGCCCCAUCUCCAACCCUUUUUACUUUGAGACAGGGUCUCCCCAGGUGGUUCAGGCUGGCCUUGCAGUUGCCAUCCUCCUGCCUCAGCCUCUCAAAUCACUGGGAUUGCACACAUGGCCACCAUGCCUGGCAUCAUGCUGACCUUUUCUUUUUUCUUAAGAUAUUUUAUUAGUUGUCGAUGGACCUUUUGUUUCAUUUACUUAUUUACAUAUGGUGCUAAGAAUCGAACCCAAGGCCUCACACAUGCUAGGCAAGCGCUCUACCACUGAGCCACAACCCCAGCCCCACGCUUUUUCUAAUGUCCUUUGUUUUUCUCUCUCAACAUAGUUGUUAACUUGAUAAAAGGAAGAAAUCUGGCCACAUUGGUGGUCUCUGGAUGGACUGGCCUUACUGAGUUAACAGGGCCGAAUGAGCUUCCUGGCUCUGUGAGCUCUGCUGCUGACCCGCCUGCGGGAGCACACUAGGGACAGGAACUCUGCACCUCAGCAGGGAAAGGCUGGAGAGCCCAGAAGAUCCCGAGGUGGGCUGGAGCUGCAGGGGCGGCCUGAGGACCUGCAGUGUGGCAGGUGGCGCAGGGCUGCUUACGGCUGGGCCGGCCUGUGGUCUGUGAGGGAGGGGCUCACUGUGCACACCUGUGGCCGGUAAGACAGAUGACAUUCCUGAGAGGCACUGAAGAGGACCCAAAGGGCAUGAAAGACCACCACACAAACUGCAGGAGCCUCUAGGCACCAGCUCAGCACAGACUUCAUGCAGCUGUCAUCCGAAUCCCAGACGCCCCGACACUAGCUGGGCUCAACUUGGGACACAAGGCAGAUGAAGGGCCAAGGAGACCAAGUGCUUCCUGGAGUAGACAAGAGGACUGUCCUUCCUGGGUGGCCAGGUUGGGCCACAGCUGUUGACACACCACAGUGGACACUUCUGCAUCUACAUUAGGAGGACCCUUGAUUGUGCUCUCUGUUAGACACAGGGUGGGUUUUAGGGAUGUAUAAAGGGCUAAGAUGUGGCUCA